CGUGGCCCAAGCUUUGAUCAGUUGACGACAGAAACAAGUAAACACAGGUUUUUGACCCAGCGACGUGACUUGACGCGGCACUGGCCUGAUCUGGUCGGGAGGACAGCCUGCAGUGUGUCGUUUGUGUAGAAUGUGUGGAGGUAGACAAGUCAAGAUCCUGGACCUAAAAAUACAGUUUACAGGUUGCUGUGAGGUUCUGUCGUUGAGGAAACAUUAGCUGAGAGAACAACUGGUACUAUAAGUUUUUAUUUGACACUUGAGAAAGAAGUGCAUCUGUGGGUGAGGACAUAUCCUUCCCGGCCAUAUCAUGGGAGAGUCAUGUUCCACAAGGCUGAGCCGCGUGCUGUUCCGGAUUGGCCAGAUUUUGAUUGCAAUGGGCUUUGUUUGUUAUGUCGUUGCCAUGGUGACUACCUACUGGGUAGAACGUCCGGCAAUUGACUAUGCUGCUCAGAAAAUAAAUCCUAAUGAGACGAUUGUGACCAGAAACUAUGGCAUCUUCCGGGCGUGUCGGCAAAGUGCGUCAAGGAGUUCUAACGGACGUACCCGGGGUAACUGUGGAAGCCUAUCGGCAAAUCUCAAUUUUAUCGCCGUGCUUGUUCUGAAGGGCAUGGUGAUCUUUGCCGGUGAGAUUCGAAGCAAGGCGGAGCGAGUGCCUGGCCAAGAGGACGAGCAGACGGGCUGGUCCUUCAUCGUAGCCAUGAUCGGCCUCGUCCAGUGUGUCUUCGGCGUGGUCCUCACCACCAUGUUCCGGGAAUUGCCCAUUCGUCACUCGGGGGAGAAAGGGGGCAGCUGGCUCCGGUCCUAGGGUUAGAGGCGUUGGUUUUACCAUGGGUGGAUUUAGACAACAGUGACGAAUCGCUACAUCAGAAUUACAAUGUUCUUUCUGACAUUUUUGGCUGUUUUGAGUUACUAUGACCAUAAGGUCAGGA
Aplysia californica (California sea hare) is the source of this 929-nucleotide messenger RNA. RefSeq lists its product as uncharacterized. Lineage: Eukaryota; Metazoa; Mollusca; Gastropoda; Aplysiida; Aplysiidae. Gene Ontology annotation, cellular component: plasma membrane. The record is from RefSeq and is a predicted model, not a curated record.